This is a messenger RNA of Aureobasidium vineae, 771 nucleotides long. NCBI's taxonomy places the organism in Eukaryota, Fungi, Ascomycota, Dothideomycetes, Dothideales, Saccotheciaceae. The record is from the annotation of a GenBank genome assembly.
AUGACGAUACCACUACUACCGCGCCUCGGCGCACAAUGUGCCCUCAAGACCAUCGCUACAACCACACGCGCACCCCUCACAACAACAGCAACAAGAAGCUUCAGCAGCCUCCCACCCUACCCACCCACAAACCGCGACACACCCGCCCGACCCCCACGAGCCGCCAUGCCCAUGCCUUUCGUCACCGAGACCGUCGGCGGCGGCUGGCACACUUACGACAUCUUCUCGCGCCUGCUCAAAGAACGCAUUAUCUGUCUAAACGGCGAAGUCGACGAAACAAUCUCUGCCUCCAUCGUCGCGCAAUUACUCUUCCUCGAAGCCGACGCGCCGCAAAAGCCAAUCUCGCUAUACAUCAAUAGCCCUGGUGGCAUUGUGACGGCUGGAUUGGCUAUCUAUGAUACCAUGACGUAUAUCCGUAGUCCCGUUAGCACGAUAUGCAUGGGCCAGGCUGCCAGUAUGGGAAGUCUGUUGUUGUGUGGUGGUGCAGAGGGUCAAAGAUACACUCUACCGCACAGCAGGAUCAUGAUUCAUCAGGUCAGUGGUGGAUACCAGGGUCAAGCUUCCGACAUUGCCAUCCACGCAAAGGAGAUUUUGCGCGUGCGCGAGCAAUUAAAUGAAAUCUAUCUCAGACACUUGACGAAGAAACAUACCAUGGAGGAGAUUCAAAAGUACAUGGAGAGAGAUUACUUUAUGGGUGCCAAGGAGGCUCUCGAGUUUGGCAUUGUGGACAAGAUCCUGGAGAGGAGAGAGCAGGUUGGCGAGGCACGAUAA